AUGUGUUUUGAAUUUGUUACUCACAAAAUUAUUGGAAGAUGUGGUCCACGAAUUUGCUCUUCUGCAGAGAGCCUUAAAAAGCAGAAUACAGAGUUAUCACAAAAGGUUCCAAGUGCCCGGUCGAUCGCAGCCAAAUACCAAAUAUUUCAAGAUGAAGAUUCACCAAUUAUCUUAGACGUGGAUGAAGAACGAAAGAUGCAGUACAGCGACAAACCACAAACACUUCAGAUUGCUGACCCUUUCGAAAUGUACGAAGGCAUCGAUUUUAUACGUGGUGAACAAUAUGUGUUUGAAAUACACGAUUUAGUGUCCAUCCUCAAACUGAACAACGCAAUCAAUGUUUUUGUUUGCUCCGUUCCAAAAGAGAUCAAAUAUGUUGACUACAUGUGUAUUGUAUCUGGACGUAAUAGGAAACACAUGCUAGGAAUGGCACAGUUCGUGAGAAAAGUGUAUAAAAUGAAACAACUUCCGCACGAAUUUAUUCCCAAAAUAGAAGGAGAAUCCUCCACCGACUGGAUGGCGCUGGACCUUGGGAAUAUUUCAUUGCACAUUUUUUCCAGCAAAGCACGCGAGCAUUACGAUUUAGAAUCACUUUGGACCGUUGGUUGCGAGUAUGAUGGAGAAUGUAAUAAACCAAAUCAGGGGCUUGUUGAGCUGUUUGAGAAACAUACAAUAUAUCUAAACGAUCUCAAAACACUUGAACCAGGAAGAUCAGUUUCUUCGCCUUCUUCAUAAGUUACUGAAAUGUGUAGAUUACUGUCAGUUGUUACAUUUCGUUCGUUAUUACACUGGGUCUGUAACGGCUAUGCUAUGUUUGAUUGGAUUUACGAUUGUAAUACGACUAUACUACUAGAAAUAAAAAAGAGCCUUCUCGCA
Messenger RNA from Anopheles cruzii, 876 nucleotides. RefSeq lists its product as uncharacterized. The coding region runs from base 1 to 735 and encodes 244 amino acids. Gene Ontology annotation, molecular function: ribosomal large subunit binding. Gene Ontology annotation, biological process: negative regulation of translation; negative regulation of ribosome biogenesis. Lineage: Eukaryota; Metazoa; Arthropoda; Insecta; Diptera; Culicidae. The transcript has 4 exons. Gene Ontology annotation, cellular component: mitochondrion. The record is from RefSeq and is a predicted model, not a curated record.